Galendromus occidentalis (western predatory mite) is the source of this 1182-nucleotide messenger RNA. RefSeq lists its product as uncharacterized. The record is from RefSeq and is a predicted model, not a curated record. The transcript is spliced from 3 exons. NCBI's taxonomy places the organism in Eukaryota, Metazoa, Arthropoda, Arachnida, Mesostigmata, Phytoseiidae. Bases 1 to 1182 code for a protein of 393 amino acids.
AUGGUCGUGGAACAUGAGGGAAAAACAUACUUCGACAUUCCUGGCCUACUCUUUGCUGACGAUCUCGUCCUAAUGGCGAGAAAUCACAACGACAUGGCCAAACUCCUGGAGGUAACCACAGAAUAUGGGAACCGGAAUAAACUUACAUUCAAUCCAGAGAAGAGUGCCGUCGUGAUCUAUUCACCCCACGACGUGGGUAGGAAGAAAACAUUGACCAUACAAGGUCAAGUUAUCCCAGUUGCUAAAAACUAUAAGUACCUUGGGGUAACCCUAUCCGACUCCAGAAAUUACCUCAAUGCACAAGAGGAAGCCUGGAUGAAAGGGGCCACUUCCGCCUUACAUGCAAUGCAUGCUACGUCUCUCUGGGGUUUCAACAGAUUUGAGAUCUCUAGAGUGCAGUGGAAAGCAACCGCCGUCCCGAAACUCACCUACGCCAACUCGGUCUUGGUGAGGAGCGCAAAUUUGAGGGACACCCUGGAUAGAGCCCAGCGGAAAGCCGGAAAAUGGGCACUAGGGAUUCCAGGCUCGAAAGUAUCGAACGAGUUCGUCGAAGGCGAACUCGGAUGGUCAUCCUUUGAAGCAAGGGAUGCCCAAAGCAAACUAAGAUACUUCGAAAGAGUGAGAUCAAUGCCUGAAAAUAGAUGGCCGAAAGCGAUCUUAAGAAUGAUGGAGCUCACUCAGAAGGAAACCAAGGCGUACCAGGAGACCGAACGACUUAGAGCAAAAUACGAAUGCUCAGACAUCAGACUCCAAUUCGAUCAAGAAGGACGUCCGCUCUCGAAUAUCUUCAACAAAAAGAUCAAAGAAAGGAUACGAGAGACCCAAGAGGCGAUGUGGAGAGACAACAUGCUCCUCAAGACGAGCCUCACUACUUACGCCAAGGGAAAGAAAACCCGAGGUGUAACUAGCUUCACUUACGAUAAUAGUAAGGGGAGCGCCCUCCUGGCUCUGGCCAGAGCCAACAUGCUGCCAACCAGAGCCCACAAGAUGUACCCCGGAACCGACAAAAACCUGUCCCAGGGAGGGGAUUCGCAGAAACAAGGAACGGAUGAAGCGACUCAAGAGUGCGCCGAGUUCAUCGGAAUCUCAAAAAUGAAAUUCGGGAAUGAGUCGCCCGACUUGCGAUCGGCUGGUCCCGAAGCCGUCGAGAUCGUCGAGAACUCCGGAGGAGAAAUUUACUGA